CAGAGAGGAGCUUUUUCUCGUUCUUGUUCAAGAUCUAGGAGAUGGAGUCAGCACAGCCUACAGAUACAGAAGAACCGGUGGUUUUGCCGCCGCCUCCACCCGUCAUACCACCAAAUGUAGUUCCAAAAAAAGUCUCAAUGUCAAAUCGAGUCCCAAUGGCAAGAUCUGGUACUGGACGGAAAGGGCAAAGUAUACAGCUGUACACCAACCAUUUUAAAGUUGGUGUCACUAAUGUUGAUGGUUUUUUCUCUCACUACAGUGUUUCACUCUUCUAUGAAGAUGGCAAACCCAUCGAUGGGAAGGGUAUUGGAAGAAGGUUGAUUGAUAGAGUUCACCAGACUUACCAUACUGAGCUUGCUGGAAAGGAUUUUGCUUAUGAUGGCGAGAAGAGCUUGUUUACUGUUGGAGCUCUUCCUCAACAAAAUUUUGAAUUCACUGUUGUGCUUGAAGACAUGUCCUCAAACAGGACUAGUGGGAAUGGCAGCCCUGGUGGUAAUGACAGCCCUGGGGAAGGAGAUCGAAAGAGACAGAGGCGUCCAUAUCAAUCGAAGACAUUUAAGGUUGAGAUUCGUUUUGCCGCCCGAAUCCCAAUGAAAGCCAUAGCGAAUGCUCUACGAGGUCAUGAUUCAGAGAGCUCUCAAGAAGCUUUAAGAGUGCUUGACAUCAUACUAAGGCAGCACGCAGCAAAGCAAGGAUGCCUACUCGUACGGCAAUCGUAUUUCAACAAUGAGCCUCGCAACUUCACUGACAUAGGAGGUGGUGUUGUUGGCUGUCGAGGUUUCCAUUCUAGCUUCCGCACCACCCAAGGAGGCUUGUCUCUGAAUAUUGAUGUGUCUACAACAAUGAUUAUAAAGCCAGGACCUGUUGCAGAUUUUCUAGUGGCUAACCAAAAUGUUAGACAUCCCUCUGAGAUAGAUUGGGGAAAGGCAAAGAGAAUGCUGAAAAACCUGAGAGUGAAGACAAGACCUUCUAAUAUGGAAUUCAAGAUUGUAGGACUAAGUGAACUUCCAUGCGACCAGCAGCUGUUUACACUAAAACAGAAAAAUGGAAGAGAUGCCAAUGGUGACAGUCCGGUGCAGACAGUUGAAAUCACAGUUUAUGACUAUUUUGUCAAUUAUCGCCAUGUAGAGAUUGGUUAUUCUGCUAGUCUGCCAUGCAUUAAUGUUGGGAAACCAAAGCGCCCCACCUACUAUCCUCUGGAGCUUUGUUCCCUAGUCUCCUUACAAAGGUACACAAAGUCUCUGUCCACUCAUCAAAGAUCAUCUCUUGUGGAGAAAUCUAGACAGAAGCCUCAGGAAAGAAUGAGGGUGUUGACUGAUGCAUUAAAAGGUAAUAACUAUGAUGCUGAUCCAAUGUUACGGGCGUGUGGUGUUACAAUCAACACACACUUCACUCAAGUAGAAGGACGUGUACUAACUGCACCAAAGUUAAAAGUUGGUAAUGGAGAAGACUUCUUUCCUCGGAAUGGUCGCUGGAAUUUUAACAAUAAGAAAUUGCUGGAACCCACAAAGAUAGAACGUUGGGCUUGCGUAAACUUCUCUGCACGUUGUGAUAUACGGAGUCUUUGUCGUGAUCUUAGCAGAUGUGGCGAACAAAAAGGAAUUUUCAUUGAUCAGCCAUUUGAUUACUUUGAAGAGAGUCCUCAGUGGAGGCGUUCUCCACCUACUGUUAGAGUGGAGCAGAUGUUUGAACUGAUCAAGACAAAACUUCCUGGAGCACCACAAUUUCUUCUUUGUGUUUUGCCAGAGAGAAAGAAUUCUGAUAUUUAUGGUCCAUGGAAGAAAAAGAACCUGUCAGAAUUUGGUAUCGUCACUCAAUGCAUUGCGCCGCAAAGAGUCAAUGACCAAUACUUGACAAAUGUUCUUUUGAAGAUAAAUGCCAAGCUUGGUGGAAUGAAUUCCUUACUUGCAGUUGAACACUCUCCUUCCAUUCCCCUGAUUUCUAGAGUUCCCACAAUCAUCCUGGGGAUGGAUGUAUCACAUGGUUCCCCAGGCCAGUCCGACGUGCCAUCAAUUGCGGCGGUUGUCAGCUCUAGGCAGUGGCCCCUGAUUUCUCGGUAUAGGGCAUCUGUGAGGACACAGUCACCCAAGGUUGAAAUGAUAGAUUCCCUGUUUAAGCCCACCUCAGACACCGAGGACAGUGGCAUAGUGAGGGAACUUCUACUAGAUUUCUAUAUGAGUUCAGGGAAAAAGAAGCCUGACCAGAUAAUCAUUUUCCGGGAUGGAGUGAGUGAAUCACAAUUCACACAGGUCUUAAACAUCGAGCUGGAUCAGAUUAUCGAGGCCUGUAAAUUCCUUGAUGAGAACUGGUCACCAAAGUUUACAGUUAUUGUGGCUCAAAAAAACCACCACACUAAAUUCUUCCAGCUUCAAUCUCCGGACAAUGUUCCGCCUGGCACUGUUGUGGACAAAGCAAUUUGCCAUCCGCGAAACCAUGACUUCUACAUGUGUUCACACGCAGGAAUGAUUGGAACAACGCGCCCUACUCACUACCAUGUUUUGCUGGAUGAGAUUGGUUUCUCCCCUGAUGAUCUCCAGGAGCUUGUGCAUUCAUUGUCGUAUGUAUAUCAGAGGAGCACAACUGCGAUAUCAAUCGUUGCACCGAUAAGCUACGCACAUUUGGCGGCGACGCAGAUGUCACAGUUCAUGAAGUUUGAGGAUAUGUCGGAGACGUCAUCUGGCCAUGGUGGAAUUACAUCUGCGGGGGCUAUUCCAGUGCCGGAGCUGCCAAAGCUUCAUGAAAAUGUGAGCAGCUCCAUGUUUUUCUGCUGAAGUAGCUGGUAGGUAGGGUUGGUGAACAAAAUGACUUUUUGGAGGGACACGGUGGACCUGGACAAAAACAUACGGUUGUAAAUAGUUCUGUUUCUAACUGCAGGCUACGUUAAACCUAGACACCACCCUGGGUGGGUGGUGCAAACUGCAUUAUGCGGUUUUGGGUUUUAUUAGUUUUUGGACUGCUUUGGUUGCAGUUGCACGAGUCACGACUUGGAUGAUUUAUAUGGCUGAGGUAGAAGAACAGUGUUAGUUUUGCUGCA
Magnolia sinica is the source of this 3034-nucleotide messenger RNA. RefSeq names its product protein argonaute 4A-like. Gene Ontology annotation, cellular component: cytoplasm. The record is from RefSeq and is a predicted model, not a curated record. Bases 42 to 2771 code for a protein of 909 amino acids. Gene Ontology annotation, molecular function: RNA binding; protein binding. The transcript is spliced from 24 exons. NCBI's taxonomy places the organism in Eukaryota, Viridiplantae, Streptophyta, Magnoliopsida, Magnoliales, Magnoliaceae. Gene Ontology annotation, biological process: regulatory ncRNA-mediated post-transcriptional gene silencing.